Messenger RNA from Glycine soja, 1689 nucleotides. RefSeq lists its product as uncharacterized. Bases 1 to 1689 code for a protein of 562 amino acids. The transcript is spliced from 2 exons. NCBI's taxonomy places the organism in Eukaryota, Viridiplantae, Streptophyta, Magnoliopsida, Fabales, Fabaceae. The record is from RefSeq and is a predicted model, not a curated record.
AUGAUCCACUUCACUAGGGAUGUCGCCAUUCAGAAGCCCCGAUUUUUCCAUCUUGUUACAGUUAAGAAGCCUACGCCCUUCCCUUACAAAAGUGAUAAGGCGGUGCCAUGGAAGUACGCCGCACAAGGACCCGAUGGAAGGAAAGAUGCAUCCAUUGUACAUGUUAAGGAUGAUCUGUCCUCCUCUAAAGUCACAAACAUAUCCGGUACGAGUGGCAUGACUCAUAAUGGAUGGAUCUUUGAAGUUCUCGAACUACCGGUGCAGUCCAAAGACCCAAAAGGGAAAGAAAAGGUGGAUGUGGGCGAGAGCGAUAAGGCGAACCUGACCCUGAAUGACGAGGUCCUGGUUAGAAAGAUUGCUGAGGAAGGGAACGACUUCAGCAUGAAGGGAAUAUCCAUUGAGGAGGCAAUUGAGUUCUUGGGGAUCAUCCAACAUAGUGAGUUUAAGGUGAUUGAACAAUUAAACAAAAUCUCAGCUAGGAUUUCUCUAUUAGGGUUGCUUAUGAACUCUGAGCCUCAUCGGGCGUUGUUGGUCAAGAUUUUGAAUGAGGCCCACGUAGCACAAGACAUAUCCGUGGAGGGUUUGGGGGGUAUAGUCAAUAACAUCACGGCCAACAACUACCUCACUUUCACCGACGAAGAAAUACUUGUCGAGGGCAGAGGACACAAUAGAGCCUUGCAUGUAUCUGUCAAAUGUUUGGACCACAUAGUGGCCAAAGUGCUUAUCAACAAUGGUUUUUCCCUCAACGUCAUGCCCAAGGCUACUUUGGACAAGCUUCCUUUUAACGCAUUGCACCUGAGACUAAGCUCCAUGGUAGUGCGGGCUUUCGAUGGCAGUCGCCGGGAUGUAAGGGGAGAGAUCGAUCUCCCGAUUCAAAUCGGGCCCCACGUGUACCAAAUUACCUUCCAAGUAAUGGACAUAAAUCCUACCUACAGCUACUUAUUAGGCUGGCCUUGGAUUCAUUCGGUUAGGUUGGUCGCGUUGACACUGCACCAGAAAUUAAAAUUUGUGAUGGAGGGACAGCUAAUUAUAGUUUCGAGAGAAGAAGACAUACUUGUAAGUUAUCCAUCUUCUACGCCUUAUGUUGAGGCUGAAGAGGAGUCAUUGGAAACAUCCUUCCAGGCAUUGGAAGUUAUGAGCAAUGCUUACGUGGAGUCUCCCUCGGUGCAGCUGCACUCAUCUGGAGCCGCUUUGAUGAUGGCUCGGGUUAUGUUGGGGCACAGAUAUGAGCCCAGAAUGGGUUUAGGCCGAAACAAGAAUGGCAUAGCAAGUUUGGUAAAGUUCACAAAGAAUCACAGAAGGUUUGGGUUGGGUUAUAAGCCUACGCACGCCUACAAAAGGAGAAUCUCCUUAGAAAAGAGGGAGAGAAGCUCAGCUCAACCGCAAGGGCUACAAGUGGAAAGAGUCCCCUUUUGUCACAUCGAUGAAAGCUUCGUCAAUGCAGGGUGGAUGUGCAAGGGAUGGGUUGCCGUGACAAAUGAAGAAACCCCUAAAGACCAACCAAUUUGGGUUCGGUCGUGUCCUCCAGAGUUUGAAUUAGGGAAUUGGCAAGUCGUCAAACAACCCGAGAUUUCCAUGGCAAAUUCAAUAUCCAACAAUGAGUCCUGUGAAAGUAGUGAUACUGAGGACCUGCAUGUCGAUUUUGAGCAACUAAUAAAUCAAGCUGAGAAAGGAGAAGAUGAUGAUUAA